This is a messenger RNA of Biomphalaria glabrata, 621 nucleotides long. RefSeq lists its product as uncharacterized. Gene Ontology annotation, cellular component: nucleus. Gene Ontology annotation, biological process: positive regulation of fat cell differentiation. NCBI's taxonomy places the organism in Eukaryota, Metazoa, Mollusca, Gastropoda, Planorbidae. The transcript has a single exon. The record is from RefSeq and is a predicted model, not a curated record. The coding region runs from base 1 to 621 and encodes 206 amino acids.
AUGCCAGUUAGAGUUGGGUCAAGUCAGGGCCAGUUACCCAUUAGAGUCGGGUCAAGUCAGGGCCAGUUACCCAUUACAGUUUGGUCAAGUCAGGGCCAGUUACCCGUUAGAGUUGGGUCAAGUCAGGGCCAGUUACCCAUUAGAGUUGGGUCAAGUCAGGGCCAGUUACCCAUUAGAGUUGGGUCAAGUCAGGGCCAGUUACCCAUUAGAGUUGGGUCAAGUCAGGGCCAGUUACCCAUUAGAGUUGGGUCAAGUCAGGGCCAGUUACCCGUUAUAGUUGGGUCAAGUCAGGGCCAGUUACCCAUUAGAGUUGGGUCUAGUCAGGGCCAGUUACCCGUUAGAGUUGGUUCAAGUCAGGGCCAGUUACCCAUUAGAGAUGGGUCAAGUCAGGGCCAGUUACCCAUUAGAGUUGGGUCAAGUCAGGGCCAGUUACCCAUUAGAGUUGGGUCAAGUCAGGGCCAGUUACCCAUUAGAGUUGGGUCAAGUCAGGGCCAGUUACCCAUUAGAGUUGGGUCAAGUCAGGGCCAGUUACCCAUUAUAGUUGGGUCAAGUCAGGGCCAGUUACCCAUUAGAGUUGGGUCUAGUCAGGGCCAGUUACCCGUUAGAGUUGGGUCAAGUUAG